GAUUAGUUGAUAAAAAUUUUGCAAGUUACUUUAUUCCGAUAUUAUGGAAGAAACAUGCACAUAAUUAUAUUUCAAAUAAAUUUAAAUUUUGGAAAGGAAAAGCAUUAGUUGAUAUUUUAUAUAAUGGUUUACCUGAAGAUUAUCAAAAACUUUUAUCGGAUAAAGAAAUUUAUACUGAAACUUACGAUUCAUUUCUUGAUAGU
Messenger RNA from Scutellospora calospora, 203 nucleotides. Lineage: Eukaryota; Fungi; Glomeromycota; Glomeromycetes; Diversisporales; Gigasporaceae. The record is from the annotation of a GenBank genome assembly.